AUGCUCCACGACGGCGCCGCGCGACGCUUCGGUUGGGUGGGCUUGUUCCUUGGAUCCUGGCCGUACCAGGUUGUGGCCGUCGCACUGAAUCCGGGAUUAGCUCCACUUUCUCAUCCUGGGCGGUCGCCCACUCGUCUUGUCGGACCUGGAGCCAGCUGCUUCAAUUGUCCUCCUCACCUCCCCCUUCACCCUCCCUCUUAUACUUCCUCCUCACCACGGCGAGCACGGAGUCUUGGAUCUGAUGUGGUGCUGAUCUCCCUCGGCCCUAAUCUUUCCAAAUAUCCCUCCAGCUCAGCUCUCCUUCUCUUCGGUCGCCCCCAACUCCUGACCCCGUCGACCCAACUCGUGUCUGACCAGCCUCUCGCCUAUCUGGAGAAAACCUCUUCUGGUCACUCACCCUUCUGCUGUGUCUGUCUUUCUAUGUGUCUCGCCUGGCUCUCGAUCAUACCUCGCGAAUUUGCAUGCCACAGCCAUGGUCAUGUCCGCCCUCGAUCACGAUUACCAAUACUCUUGCUUCAAUCGCCGGACAACCCCCGAAUUCUCGCUGCAUUUCCGACACGCGUCUCUGCUGCGACUAAGCCCUUUGUCGCAUUGCAAUUCUCUCGCACCGUGAUGCUGGACAUCGCGUCUCCCCUAUCCAGACACGGCUUCGUCAAGUACUGCGACUCUGCAAUUUCCGCUGGCGGCUGCCUCAUUCCACCACACGCCAUGGACUACCUCAAGAAGCCAGACAAGGAACGACAGUCGCAACAUUCUCUGCUCGUCCUAUUGCAAUGCUAUCAUUGUCCUCGUAGCCACAAUACUAACUACCGCUUCUGUCUCUUCACUCUACAAUUGAAGGACGCCAUUUCUUGGCGAUUCACCUUAGCCUCACCGGUGGACUCGUUAGCUCGUGCUCUGCCUUCAGACCUACCAUCUCACAGUAGUGCGCUGCACGAUCCGAUACCGCAACCUCAAUUGCCUUCAGGUCCCUGUAUGCAAUUAGGAAAGGCUUCGAUCUGCUCGGUCUGCUAUCACACUAUCCCGCCUGUUAAAGUACCAGGGAUCAUAGGCCAGCGCUCUUCUUUUAUACUCCAACUAAUCACUGUCUUUCUCACUGUUGCCUUGGAGGCUGCCACUCACUACCACGGUUCAUCCAUUGAGCCAUCCGCCCAUCGGACCACGUCUAUCCCGGAGAGUCGACGUUUACAUCUUCGAUCUAAGCUCGAACACAUCACCAAAAUGGCAUACCAACAACAAUCACAGAGUCGCUAUGGAAACUGCGACUCCUACUUUGUAGAGUCGCACGAUGAUGGCAUCUAUGCUAUCCGCGCCGAAGCCAGGGAACGCCAGCGUGCGAUUUCUAGGAUGCAACAGCGUGCGUUGGCCGAGGAGCUGUCAAGGCUGACGGCCGAUGAAUAUCAAGAAGACAUCAUGCAGCACAUGUUGCACAUGGAGUCCCAAACUAUUCCUGAUGUUAACUCAAUUGACAUCCAGACCGAAAUCCAAUGGUUUAUGAGGCCCUACCUUCUUGACUUCCUUGUCGAAGCUCACGCUGCCUUCCAGUUACUCCCUGAGACCCUCUUCCUCGCUGUCAACCUCCUUGACCGAUACUGUUCUCGUCGUGUAGUCUACAAGCGCCACUACCAGCUUGUCGGCUGUGCUGCUCUGCUCAUCGCCGCCAAGUAUGGUGACAAGAAGGACCGUGUACCCACUGUUAGGGAGCUAAAGUCGAUGUGUUGCUCGCUCUACGACGAUGAGAUGUUCACGCAAAUGGAAUGGCAUGUCCUGCAAACCCUUAACUGGGUCAUCGGCCAUACCAGUGUAGAUGCUUUCCUCCAGAUCGCUCUUGCAGAAGCUCCAUACGAUGCAGAGGUAGAGCACAUGACCCUUUACAUUGCUGAGAUCGCUCUGUUCCACAAGGAGUUUGUCUCUACUCGCCCAUCGGUCAUGGCUAGGUCCGCACUCGCACUGGCACGUUGUGUGUUGUCUCGUCCUCAGGCACGGAACUCCGACUGGGCUGGUGCCUAUGACCCUCAAACGGUUAUUGGAUUGUCCAACCACUUGUACCAGCCAUCUCCAGUUCUCGCUCGUAAAUAUGCAUCACUGCAUCUGUCCAACGUCUCUGCCAUUGUUGAUGAGUUUCUGCAGCGUCAAGCACAAAUUGCGCGACGCGCAGCCGCUCCACCGACGCCGCCACCAACAGUGACCAUCGAGGAGCCGAAGAAAGGCUCUGAGGCAUACGGCCCCUCCACUCCCCAGAAAAAUCCCUAUGGCUCCAUGAUGCAGAACGGUUGCAUGACCCCACCCAUUACACCAGAGGGCGAGCAGUACGCAUACGGCCACGUUGUCAAGUCCCAACCAAUGUCACUAUACCCGACUACACCAACUCCAGAUCACCCUGCCAACAUGCAGCAACCAAGCCAAUACGCCUACUCUACAUACCUCCAUCCUCAGCAAAUGUAA
Messenger RNA from Plenodomus lingam JN3, 2445 nucleotides. The record is from RefSeq and is a predicted model, not a curated record. Lineage: Eukaryota; Fungi; Ascomycota; Dothideomycetes; Pleosporales; Leptosphaeriaceae.